Molecule: messenger RNA, 3880 nt
Organism: Sceloporus undulatus (fence lizard)
Lineage: Eukaryota; Metazoa; Chordata; Lepidosauria; Squamata; Phrynosomatidae
Gene: CHST10
Product: carbohydrate sulfotransferase 10
Exons: 7
Coding region: 435-1553 (372 amino acids)
Biological process (GO): proteoglycan biosynthetic process; carbohydrate biosynthetic process
Cellular component (GO): membrane
Molecular function (GO): sulfotransferase activity
Source: RefSeq, a predicted model, not a curated record
CUCCCUCCCUUUCCCUCUCUCUCUCCGCCAUCGCCAGGCUCCUCUUUCCAGGGCCCACCAUCAUCCUCUUUCCCCUCACAGUAUCUGGCGGCCUCCUCCUCCUCCUCUUUUGUGUGUAGUAUCCCCUCCUCCUCCUGCUCCCUGCUGCUGCUGCUGCUGCUGGAGCCGGCGUUGCCUGGGCGCCUCCUCUUGGCCCUCUCUGGCGGCGGCGGCGGGCAAUGGCGGGAGGCGCCUCUAGCCCUCGCUCUCCUUCUCCUUGGUCCCUAGUCUGGGGGCCUCUGGGGCGCGGCUGAGGGGCCAUGCCUCCUGAGGGCCCAGGGAAGGAGCCAUGUAGGGCCGGCCCUGGCCCUACUCGCAGUGUUAUAAGACUUCUCUCACCUGUGGAUAUCCAUGUAGCUGAUAUUGAUCCCUAAGAGUCACAAACAGCAUCCUUUAUGCAGGGACCAACAGAAGUUAUAUGGCUCAUAUCUGACAUCAUGCACCACCGGUGGCUGCUGUUAGCUGCAUGCUUUUGGGUAAUAUUCAUGUUCAUGGUUGCUAGCAAGUUCAUCACCUUGACUUUCAAAGAUCCUGAUGUGUAUGGUGCCAAGCAAGAGCCAUUAAUACUGACAGCUAUAACUGAAAUAGAAAAAGUCCAUGUGACAGAAGAGAAGAGGUUGCCUGGAGAACUUCAGACAAUAGGAAGAGCUCUGUCUGAAGACCUUGUACAUCAACCUCUGGUCCAUAUGGAAAGGCUUGAGCUACUCAGGAAUGUGUGCCAAGAUGCAUCACUGAGAAACCUCACCCACACUGCUGUUUCAAAGUUUGUUUUGGAUCGAAUAUUUGUUUGUGACAAGCACAAGAUCCUCUUCUGUCAAACUCCAAAAGUUGGCAAUACACAGUGGAAGAAAGUCUUGAUCGUUUUAAAUGGAGCUUUUUCUUCCAUAGAGGACAUCCCAGAGAAUGUUGUGCAUGACCAUGAGAAGAAUGGUCUUCCACGAUUAUCUUCCUUUAGUGACUCUGAAAUUCAAAAACGNCUGAAAUUAUACUUCAAGUUCUUUAUUGUAAGGGAUCCAUUUGAGAGGCUCAUUUCUGCAUUUAAAGAUAAGUUUGUCCACAAUCCUCGAUUUGAGCCUUGGUAUCGUCACGAAAUUGCUCCUGGCAUCAUUCGAAAAUAUAGAAAGGAUCGCACUGAAACCAGAGGACUGCAAUUUGAGGACUUUGUGCGCUACUUGGGUGAUCCAAAUCAUCGAUGGCUAGACUUACAAUUUGGAGACCACAUAAUUCAUUGGGUAACCUAUGUAGAACUUUGUGCCCCCUGUGAAAUAACAUACAGCGUAAUUGGACAUCAUGAAACACUGGAGGAGGAUGCACCAUAUAUCUUGAAGGAAGCAGGCAUAGACCAUCUGGUAUCUUAUCCCACAAUUCCACCUGGCAUAACAGUGUACAAUAAAACCAAGGUAAAACGCUAUUUCUCAGGAAUAAGCAAGAGAGACAUACGACGACUUUAUGCCCGGUUUGAAGGAGAUUUUAAUCUUUUUGGCUACCAAGAACCAGAUUUCUUACUAAACUGAUACCUAGAAGCUGUGGAUAAAUGGGUCUUGUAGAUUCAACUGAAAUGUACAAAUAAUCUUCUGCAUAAUAAAAGCUCAUGGUACUGUACUUUUUCCCUAGGUUUGAAGAAUUGUUCCAUAUAUCUCUUGAAUAUCUGCCAUAGGAUCAACUAGGGACUGCAAGUUGUUAGCUACUGAAAAUAGUUUUAAUACAUGGCAUUACGAUAUGUUACAAGUAAAACCUAUUAAAAUAGAAAAUGUUAAACAUUCCUCUUUCCCUUACCCUUACCAAUGGACCAAUAAUCUAUAACUGGACUUAACAAUGAUUAUAAAGAACAUUUAGAAAGAAAGCUUUACAUUACCUUUCUCUAACAUAUGGAUCUUGAUGUGAUAUUUAGAGAUCAACACAGGACCAAAAUUGGUAUUUUAUAAUUCAGCAGAACAUGUCUGGAUUCUAACAUAGAUUGAAUCAACACCUUUCACUUGGUUUUUUACCAUGGCCUUGUGCUGUCCAUUCAGGCAAUACAGUUGAACAUUUGGAACUGAUAUCCUCUGAAUUCCUAUGUGAUCAAAAAUCUUCUGCAAAUAAAACUGUAGAUCCCACUUUAGAAACAAACAGCUGGGAAAACUACAAAUGUGAUUUCCUGUAUUUGCUUGAAUGUCUUGACACAGCAGUAUCUACUGUGCAUUCCACUAUGGAUUAAAAAACUGCUCCUUUUUACCCUGGGUUGCUUUACUUUCCUAAUGGUGCUGGCUAACCCAGUUAUCAGACAAGCCAUGAAAUUAUAGGACAAACAGUUGCUCUAAUACAUUGGAUUUGUUAAAAAUGGAAUGAUUACAGAAAGUAGGUGCCUAUGGAUAUAUGUCAUGUGUUACAUUAUAUUCAUGGUGGGGCAUAACUGACCAUAUGCCUCAUAGAAUGAAUAAUACGUUAUAUAUGAAUGUGUGCAUUGGCUCUUGCACCGGGAAGAAUAUGGGGAAUUUGGGGAACCCUCAUCUUUUCACAAAAUAUAUAUUUCAGUUUUUAUUCACAACUUUUCCUCCAUCCUUCCCACAACAUGUUCAUUGGCUGUAUAAAACCACCAAUGAAUUAAUAAAGCAGAAAUACAAUGAGGUGUUAUGUAUGUGUGUGUAUACAUUUUUGAGGUUUAACAGCAAAAUGUAAAUGCCCAGAACUAAUAGUCUUAAUCCAUGCUUCUGUUGUCUUUGUUGGAUAAAGGACAGCUUUUAAUUGUGUUCACCAGCAAUAAAAACCUCCUGUUGACCAGCUUUGUUCCACUGUGCUGCCAGGAGGAAGGGGCGAUUGGCAUUUUAACUGCCAAUAGUUCAGAAGUUGGAUUUGGAAAACCCAUUUGACAAAAAAAAAAAUGUUGUAAUCUUGUUGUAAUCAUGUCUUCACCUGCUUGGCAAAGUGUAUUUAGAAUGGUGUUAAAAUUAAGAAUUUCAUUUCUUGAAUCUGGGCACAGGUAUAACUCUCAAGGAUGUGUUUUGUAUUUGUAAACUUGAAAAAAAAAGUGCCAAAAACAACUGCUUCCCUACAGAAAGGAAAUCUUGUGUGAUCCAGAUGAAGAGCCAUUCUACACAUUACACAGAGGUGGUAGAACUUUUUGAAUUACCAUUUUAUAAUGUGGCUGGAUUUCACAAAAUGUAGCACGGUGCAAAAAGAAGCUCUGGUUUACCUCUUCCUGGUGAUAGUUUUCUACACUCAGAAAGCCUUUUAAGUGGGAGAGUGUUAAAAAUAAUGUCCUCCUACCUAUCUGUGGUCUGACGUUAUAAAGUCCCCAUUGCUACCUCUUUAUAAAGUGUAAUGUGUAGCAUGGCUUUAAUUGAAGUAAGGGAUAAGUAUGGGAAGUUUCUCACAUGACAAUUUUCUUGACAUAGUGUGUAGGUAAACCACAUAUAAAUUGUCUUGUGUACACUGUAUAGGGUACAUGUCUGUAUUGUCACAUUACGGAUGCACUUUCAGUUUUCCUACACAAAAAUAAUACCUGUGUUAAGGAAUUCAUUACACGUGAAGUUGCUUUUUGUUACUAUUGUUAACAAGAGAGAUGUCUAAGGUGGCAAAGUCUGAAGUGAUCUUGUCACUCUUUUGGAGGGAGGGAUGCAUUUACAGUAUAUGCGGUACAUUAGAUCUUAAACAAUGUUUCCUGUAACAGCUCAGUUAUUUUUAUAUGAAAUGUUAGAAAAAUAUAUUGUUUAAUGCAUUUCAGGACUAAUGAGCUGAUUGUUACCUCUCUGCUGAAGUAAAAUGUAACAGUAUGAGAAAUGUAUGGCAUAUUAAGGCCUUAAAAGCUAAUUCUAAUAAUAAUAAAAAGUGAAGUAUAUUUCCCCUUGCUUUUCUCUAAUCU